Hordeum vulgare subsp. vulgare (domesticated barley) is the source of this 648-nucleotide messenger RNA. Its product is annotated as putative germin-like protein 2-1. Gene Ontology annotation, cellular component: cell wall. The transcript has 2 exons. The record is from RefSeq and is a predicted model, not a curated record. Lineage: Eukaryota; Viridiplantae; Streptophyta; Magnoliopsida; Poales; Poaceae. Gene Ontology annotation, molecular function: manganese ion binding. Bases 1 to 648 code for a protein of 215 amino acids.
AUGGCUUCAAAGUUCUUCCUCCUUGCCUUUUUGGCUCUGUCAGCUUCUCAUGCCCUUGCCUCUGACCCAGGCCAGCUUCAGGAUUUCUGCGUCGCAGACAAGACAUCUCAAGUUUUUGUCAAUGGAUUCGCAUGCAAAGACCCAAAGACUGCAGUGAUAGAGGACUUCUACUUCUCUGGCCUCCACAUGGCCGGCAACACAAACAACAAGCAAGGCUCUGUUGUGACCGCAGUUAACGUGGCGCAGAUUGCUGGGCUUAACACUUUGGGUGUGUCAUUGGCUCGUGUUGAUUAUGCACCCUAUGGUCAAAACCCACCGCACCUUCACCCUCGUGCAACUGAGAUCCUGGCAGUAUUGGAAGGCUCACUCUAUGUUGGUUUCGUGACUUCAAACCCUGAGAACAAGUUGUUCUCAAAAGUUUUGAACAAAGGGGAUGUGUUUGUGUUUCCGCAAGGGCUGAUUCACUUUCAGUUCAACAUCGGAAACAACAAAGCGAUAGCCAUUGCGGCGCUGAGCAGCAAGAACCCUGGAGUGAUCACCAUAGCUAAUGCGGUGUUUGGAUCCAAGCAAUCUAUCUCAGAUGAUAUCCUGGCAAAAGCCUUCCAGGUGGACAAGAACAUUGUAGACCAUAUCCAAGCUCAAUUUUAG